Messenger RNA from Aspergillus tanneri, 1371 nucleotides. It is a transcript of the gene SEO1, whose product is annotated as putative MFS transporter Seo1. The transcript is spliced from 4 exons. The record is from RefSeq and is a predicted model, not a curated record. Gene Ontology annotation, molecular function: transmembrane transporter activity. Gene Ontology annotation, biological process: transmembrane transport. Gene Ontology annotation, cellular component: membrane. The coding region runs from base 1 to 1371 and encodes 456 amino acids. Lineage: Eukaryota; Fungi; Ascomycota; Eurotiomycetes; Eurotiales; Aspergillaceae.
AUGGGUAUUGUCAAGACGCGUCGAAAAUGGUAUCGAAUCCAGUGGUUUGCGGACCAGGAUACCAAGGAGGAACGAAGGCUCAUUCUGAAACUGGACACUUUGAUCGUGCCCUAUGCUUUCCUGGCCUACUGGACGAAAUACAUUGACCAGUCGAAUAUCAACAAUGCCUAUGUGUCCGGCCUUAAAGAGGACCUCGGCCUCCAUGGAAACGAGCUCGUCCAUCUGCAGACCAUAUACACCGUUGGGGCUGUCGUGGGCCAAAUUCCCUUCGCAUAUCUCUUCACCAAGUUUCCCAUGUCAUGGCUCAUCCCAUUCAUGGAUAUCUGCUGGGGCAUUUUUACUCUGCUGCAGUAUCGCGUUGAUUCGUAUGGCGAGUUGAUGGCCUAUCGGUUUCUGGUUGGUUGGUUUGAGGCCGCAUUCUUCCCUGGAAUGCAUUACAUCUUUGGCGCCUGGUACCGCGGCGACGAGAUCUCCCGCCGCGGCGGCUGCUUCUACGUCGGCCUCACGCUGGGCACCCUAACAGCCAGUCUCAUCCAAGCUGGCACGUCCGCACGACUAGACGGGGUCAACGGCCUCGCCGGCUGGCGAUGGAUGUACAUCAUCUGCGCGAUCAUCACCAUCCCCAUCGGGAUCCUGGGUUACUUCAUCCUCCCAGGCACGUCCGACCGACCGAACCGAAUCGUCCUGACAGACCACGACCUCUCCGUGUCGCAGACCCGUCUCCAGCGAGCUGGCCAUGAGGUCCUCCCCCAUGGCCACCGCGACGGUCACUUCACUCUCUCUACAUGCACCAACGUGCUUCGCAGCUGGCGAUUCUGGGCCCUCCUCCUCCUGGCCGUCUUCUUCUGGAACGGCAGCCUCAACACCACUACAGGCGGGUACCUCCUGUGGCUCAAAAGCCUCAACCGCUACUCAACCAGUCGUCUCAACUCCCUCGCUGCUAUCUCUCCCGCCCUCGGCAUCUUCUACACGCUCUUCAUCUGCUUCGCUUCCGACCUGCUCAUCGGUCCCGCAUGGGCCAUCACCCUCGCUCACGUCUGGAAUCUCAUCGGCCUGAUCAUCCUCGUCACCUGGCCCGUGUCGGAAUCCGCCCUCUGGUUCGGCUUCCUGACGACUUACUCCGCCGUAGCUAUGUCCAGCGUGCUCUACGGCUGGGUUAAUACCCAGCUGCGGCAUUCCCCCGUCGAACGCGCCGUCACUCUCAUCGCUAUUAAUACCGUGGCGCAGUCGACUACCGCUUGGACUCCGUUGUUGGUGUUUAAGACGGUCGAGGGGCCUCGCUUUACGAAGGGUUAUGCCUUUGUGUUGGGUAAUGCGGUCUGUCUGAUUGCGUUGGCGCAUAUCAUUCAGUUAUAUUCGUCGAGGUCGUAA